UCUCCCCCGCACACUGCCACCACCUACGGAAGCUCAUCACCAUUGACGGGAGUGGCCGGAUCGCGGCGGCCGGAUAGUCGGAGCAUUGGACUCUCUUCCGUGAGCCGCAGUCGGAUAACCGCGUCCCAAGACCAACGGUCAAAAUGACCACGGACAUCUCCGUGGGGAUGCGCUGGGACCACAGCACGACCAACGCCCCGGAGAUGGACGAUUACGACUACGACGGCGGCAACAGCUCGUCGCGACUCUUCGAACGGUCGCGCAUCAAGGCCUUGGCAGAGGAGCGUGAAAUGGUACAACGCAAAACCUUCUGCAAGUGGGUCAACUCACACCUGGUUCGAGCCAACUGUCGCAUCACCGACCUGACCACGGAUAUGCGCGACGGAAAGAUGCUCAUCAAGCUGCUCGAGAUUCUCUCCGGAGAGAAACUGCAAAAGCCAACGAAGGGCAAGAUGAAGAUCCACUGCCUGGAGAAUGUGGACAAGGCGCUGACCUUCCUCAAGGAGCAGCGUGUCCACCUUGAGAACCUGGGAUCGCACGACAUUGUCGACGGCAACUCGCGGCUCACCCUGGGUCUCAUCUGGACCAUCAUCUUGCGUUUCCAGAUACAAGACAUCACAAUCGAGCAGGUGGACAACCAGGAGACAAAGUCUGCUAAGGACGCCCUGCUUCUCUGGUGCCAGAUGAAGACUGCUGGCUACCCCAACGUUAAUGUGCGCAAUUUCACCACCAGCUGGCGCGAUGGCCUGGCUUUCAAUGCUCUCAUUCACAAGCACAGGCCAGACCUGAUCCAGUACGACAAGCUGUCGCGCUCCAAUGCCAUCUACAAUCUCAACAACGCAUUCACCACCGCCGAGCAGAAGCUCGGACUCACGCGCCUCCUCGACCCCGAGGACGUGUUUGUGGACAACCCCGACGAGAAGUCCAUCAUCACCUACGUGGUGACCUACUACCACUACUUCUCCAAGAUGAAGGCUGAGACAGUGCAAGGCAAGCGUAUCGGCAAGGUCAUUGGCCACGCCAUUGAAAAUGAGCGCAUGAUUGCCGAGUACGAGAGCCUCACCUCGGACCUGCUCCGCUGGAUCGAGGAGACCAUCGUGGCUCUGUCAGACCGGCAGUUCGCCAACUCAUUGGUGGGCGUGCAGCAGCAGCUGCUGGCGUUCAACACCUACCGCACCUCCGAGAAGCCCGUCAAGUUCGAGGAGAAGGGCAACCUGGAAGUCCUGCUGUUCGCGCUGCAGAGCCGACUGCGGGCCAACAACCAGCGGCCGUACACGCCGCGCGAGGGCCGCCUCCUGGCCGACACGAACCGUGCCUGGGAGCGGCUGGAGAAGGCGGAGCACGAACGAGAGCUGGCGCUCCGCGAGGAGCUGAUCCGCCAGGAGAAGCUGGAGCAGCUGGCUGCCCGCUUCGACCGCAAGGCCGGCAUGCGCGAGACCUGGCUGGCCGAGAACCAGCGGUUGGUCUCGCAGGACAACUUCGGCCAGGACCUGGCGUCGGCGCAGGCGGCGGCCAAGAAGCACGAGGCCAUCGAGACGGACAUCCUGGCCUACGAGGAGCGUGUCCAGGCAGUACUGGCCGUGGCGCGGGAACUCGAGACCGAAGGGUACCACGACGUGGAUCGCAUCAAUGCCAGGAAGGACAAUGUUCUGCGCCUGUGGAGCUACUUACUGGAGCUGCUGCGUGGUCGGCGGGCGCGCCUCGAAGCAUGCUUGCAACUGCAGCAAGGCCUGCAAGAGAUGCUGUACAUCGUCGACGCUAUGGAGGAGCUCAAGGCUAGGCUGGCCAUCUCGGAUCUGGGUCAGCACCUGAUGGGCGUCGAGGACCUUCUGCAGAAGCACUCGCUGCUCGAGGCGGACGUCAACGUGCUCGGGGAGCGGGUCCGCGCCGCCAUCGCACAGGCGCCCGCCGACCCACUCGUGGCCGAGAGGGUCAAGCAGCUGGAGGAGGCAUACGCCGAACUGCUGGCAUUGGCGACGGAGCGCAGGCGUCGUCUCGAGGACUCGCGCCGCCUGUGGCAGUUCUACUGGGACAUGGCCGAGGAGCAGGCCUGGAUCGAGGAGAAGGACCGCAUCCUGUCGUCGCUGGAGCUGGGGCAUGAUCUCACCAUGGUGCACCUGCUCAUCUCCAAGAAUAAGGCAAUGGAGGAUGAGCUGGCAGCCCACGAACAGCAGCUACAGGCCGUGAUACAGGCCGGCGAGUCGCUGGCCGCAGAGGGCACGCCCGGCUCCGAGCGAGUGGCAGAGCGGUCCAGCGAAGUCCUGGCCGCCUGGGACCGGCUGCGGCAGCUGCAGGCCCAGCGCGCCGAGCGGCUCGCCAAGGCCCUGGACUUCCACCAGUUCUUCGCCGACGCCGACGACGUCGACACCUGGAUGCUGGACACGCUCAUGCUCGUCUCGAGCGACGACGUUGGCCGCGACGAGGCCAACGUCUCGUCGCUGCUCAAGAAGCACAAGGAGGUCAUGGAGGAACUCAAGAGCUACGCUCAAGCCAUCGAUGCGCUUCAUGCCCAGGCGGGCGCUCUGGCAGAGCGCGAGUCGCCCGCGGUGCUGGAGCGGUUGGCCUCCAUCGACCGCCGCUACAAGGACCUCCUGGACUUGGGCCGUCUGCGAAAGCAACGUCUGCUGGACGCCCUCUCGUUGCACACGCUGCUCAACGAGGCUGAUGGCGUGCACCAGUGGAUCGAGGAGAAGAACAAGAUGCUCGACAGCAUGGUGCUGACCAAGGACGCCGAGGACACCGAAGUGAUGCGGCACCGAUUCGAGGGCUUCGAGCAGGAGAUGAACAACAGCGCUUCCCGCGUGGCCGUUGUGAACCAGCUGGCCCGGCAGCUGCUUAGCGUCGAGCACCCCAACGCAGAGGAAGUGCUGGCCAAGCAGAACUCGCUCAACCAGAGCUGGGCGUCCCUCCGGGAUGCGGCCGAGAAGAAGCGGGACAACAUCUCGUCGGCCCACGGAGUGCAGACCUUCCACGUCGAAUGCCGGGAGACCAUUACGUGGAUUGAAGAGAAGACGAAGCUGCUGCGAGCCACUGAGGACCUGGGCGAUGAUCUGACAGGCAUCAUGACGCUGCAGCGACGCCUUUCGGGCAUGGAGCGGGACCUAGCCGCCAUCCAAGCCAAGCUGGAUGCGCUGGACAAGGAGGCAGAGCGUAUCAAGCAGGAGCACCCCGAGGAGGCAGAGGCCAUCCAGGAGCGCAUUCUGCAGAUCAAAGCAGUUUGGGAGCAGCUUACGCAAUUACUCAAGGAGCGCGACGCCAAGCUGGAAGAAGCCGGCGACUUGCACCGAUUUUUACGCGACCUCGACCACUUCCAGGCGUGGCUCACCCGGACACAGACGGAGAUUGCGUCGGAGGACGAGCCGACCACGCUGCAGGAGGCGGAGCGGCUGCUGGAGCAGCACCGCCUCAUCCGCCAGGAGGUGGACAACUACACGGACGACUACACCAAGAUGAUGGAGUAUGGCGAGCGCAUCACGUCGGACGCGGCCGACGAGGACCCCCAGUUCAUGUUCCUCCGGGAGCGGCUGCGGGCCCUGCGGGACGGCUGGGCCGAGUUGCGCCAGAUGUGGGAGAACCGGCAGGCGCUGCUCUCGCAGUCCCUCAACCUGCAACUGUUCCAGCGGGACACCAAGCAGGCCGAGGUGCUGCUCAGCCGCCAGGAACACCACCUCGCCAAGGACGAGCAACCCGCAAGCUUGGAGCAAGUGGAGGACCUGAUCAAACGUCACGAGGCUUUCCUCACCACCAUGGAGGCUAACGACGAGAAGAUCAACGCUGUGCUUCAACACGCUCAGCGACUGUGCAGCGAGGGUCACAAGGAUGCCGACAAGAUCCGCAAGAAGGCCGACUCCAUCCUCGAGAGGAGAGACGCCAACCGAAAGCAGGCGAGCGAGCAGAUGGCACGUCUGGCCGACCAGCUUGCGCUGCACCAGUUCCUCCAGGACUGCGACCAGCUGACCGAAUGGAUCCAGGAGAAGAUGAUUGUAGCCCAAGACGAGACGUACCGCAGCGCCAAGACGGUGCACUCCAAGUGGACGCGGCACCAGGCCUUCGAGGCCGAGGUGCAGGCCAACAAGGAGCGUCUGGAGCGUGCCCAGCAGGCGGGGCGCGCCCUCGUGGCCGAGAAGCCCGAGAUGGCGCCCCUCGUCGAGCCCAAGCUCCAGGAGCUGGAGCAGCAGUUCAACAACCUGGAGGACACGACCCAGUCCAAGGGCCAACGCCUCUUCGACGACAACCGCCACGUCUUGUAUGAGCAGACGUGCGACGACAUCGACUCGUGGAUCGACGAGCUCGAGUCGCAGGUGCUCGUCUCGGAGACCGGCCAGGACCUGGCCUCAGUCACCACCAUCCUGCAGAAGCAGCGGGACGUGGAGAACCAGAUGGCGCAGAAGGCAAAGCAGGUGGACGCCCUCCAGGGACAGGCGCAAUACUUGGAGAAGCUUGAUCCGGACAGGGUCGAGGAACUCGUCACUCGGCGGGCUGUCGUGGAGCAGCGCUUCGAGCGGCUCCAGGCCCCACUGGAGCAGCGGCGGCGAGAACUACUCAAGAAGAAGGAGGCGUACCAGUUCCGGCGCGACGUCGAGGACGAGAAGCUGUGGGUGGCCGAGAAGAUGCCGCUGGUCAAGUCGCCCGACCGCGGCGCAUCCCUGUUUGGAGUGCAGAUGCUCCGCAAGAAGGAGCAGUCCCUCCGGCACGAGGUCGACCACCACGAGCCCCGGGUGGUGGCCAUCUGUGAGGACGGCCGCCGCCUCGCGGCCGAAGGACACCAGGACGGGCCUGAAUUCGAGCGGCUCGCCAAGGAGCUGGAAGAGCUGUGGGCCGAGCUGCGUCGGGCCCUGGAUGCACGGCGCGAAGACCUGCUCAUCUCGGAGAAGGCGCACCAGUACUACUUCGACGCCAGUGAGGCGGAGGCCUGGAUGAGCGAGCAGGAGCUGUACAUGAUGGUGGAAGACCGCGGCCGGGACGAGGCGUCGGCCCAGAAGCUGCGCAAGAAACACCAGAACCUCGAGGCGGCCGUGGACGACUACGCCGAGACGGUGCGGCAGCUGGGUGACACUUCGCGGCGGCUGGUUCAGGAAGGUCAUCCUGACAGCGACCAGAUUGCCGUGCGGCAGUCGCAAGUGGACAAGCUGUACGCGGGCCUACGGGACCUGGCCCUGGAGAGGCGGCAGAAGCUCGAGGAGGCCCUGCACUUGUUCGCCCUGAGCCGCGAGGUCGACGACCUCAUGCAGUGGAUCGCCGAGAGGGAGGUGGUGGCCAGCUCCCAGGAGCUGGGUCAGGACUAUGAGCAUGUGACGCUGUUGCGGGAGCGCUUCAACGCCUUCCGGGACGAGACGCGCACCAUCGGUGACGAUCGCGUGCAGAAGGCCAGCAGCCAGGCAGAGGUCCUGAUGACGGGACCAGAUGCGGCACAGGCGGCUCAGUGGAAGGACGCGCUGCAGGAGGCCUGGGCCGACCUGCUCGAGCUCAUGGACACCCGGGCGCAGGUGUUAGCGGCAUCGUGGGACCUCCACCGGUUCUUCCACGACUGCCGGGACGUCUACCAACGAAUUUUGGAGAAGCAAAAUGGCAUGUCUGAGGAGCUGGGCCGGGACGCCGUCAGUGUGUCGAACCUCCAGCGGAAGCAGGCCAACUUUGAGAACGACCUGCAGACCCUUGGUUCGGCCGUGGAGGGCAUUCGGUCACAAGCAUCACAGUUGGGAGCCGCAUAUGCAGGGGACAAGGCGCGUGAAAUCCAGACGCGCGAGGCGGAGGUGGUCGCGGCAUGGCAGCGACUGCUGAGCUCGUGCGACAGCCGGCGGGCGCGCCUCGCCGACACGGGCGACCUCUUCCGCUUCCUGAGCAUGGUGCGGGACCUGCUGCUGUGGAUGGAGGAGGUCGUGCGGCAGAUGAACAGCUCGGAGAAGCCGCGCGACGUCUCGGGCGUCGAGCUCCUCAUGAACAACCACCAGAGCCUCAAGGCCGAGGUGGACGCUCGCGAGGACAACCUUUCCGCCUGCCUGGCGCUGGGCCGUGACCUCCUGGCGCGGAACCACUACGCGUCGGGCGAGAUCAAGGAGAAGCUGCUGGCGUUGAGUACGCAGCGGGCAGCCCUGGGCGCCCGCUGGGACGAGCGCUGGGAGCACCUGCAGCUCAUCCUGGAGGUGUACCAGUUUGCGCGGGACGCCUCGGUCGCCGAACACUGGCUUCUAGCCCAGGAACCGUACCUGCUGAGCCAGGAGCUGGGACACACCAUUGACGAGGUGGAGCAGCUUCUCAAGCGGCACGAGGCUUUCGAAAAGUCGGCUGCCGCUCAGGAGGAGCGAUUCGCAGCGCUUGAGCGACUCACCACGUUCGAGCUCAAGCAGAUGCGAACGCGGGAGGAGGAGCAGGAGAGACGCCGGCAGCAGGAGGAGAUGGAGCGACUGGCAGCCCUACAGCCACCGCCGAGCCACGAGCCGUCUGCCCAGGACAGGGUCGACGCCGAAGCUUCUGCGGAAGCCGCCCGAGAGCCUGCUAUCCUGAACGGCGCCGAGAGUGCAGCAGCGGCGGUCGCUGUGUCGGCAUCAGCACCCGGAGCUGGAACAGAGGGGAGCCCCCGCGCCACGGCCGCAGCCGCAUCCACCGCUGCUGCCAUGUCCGUCAGUCCGUCGGGCCCGGCCGCAUCGUCGUCCGCACCGAGCACUCCGCCCAAGAUCAAGCGCUCUCGUUCCAAGUCGCCUUUCGGCAGCUGGCGCAAGAAGAAGCUGCCCGUAGAGGAAGAGACAGAGCGGCCAGCGGAGGACGAGUUCGAGGGCCUGCUGAUGAGGAAGCAUGAGUGGGAGUCCACGACCAAGAAGGCCUCCAACCGGUCAUGGGAGAAGCUGUACCUCGUCAUCCGAGGAGCCACGCUGGCCGCCUACAAGGACCAGAAGCACUACCGACAGGAACCUGAGGGCCACUACCGUGGCGAGGCACCAGUGGACCUGAGGACAGCCACCGCCGAGCGCGCCACCGACUACACCAAGAAGAAGCACGUCUUUCGGCUUAAGCUUUCCAACGGUGGAGAGUUCCUCUUCCAAGCAAAAGAUGAGGAGGAGUUAUCCCAGUGGCUGCAACAGCUUCAGGCGGCCAUCGGGGAAGCCCAGGCGGGCCCGUCGCGAGCACAGACGCUGCCGGCCGAGCGCAGGGACGAGCCCCGCAAACGCAGCUUCUUCACUCUUAAAAAGAACUAAGUUACAAGGAGGCGGAGGAGGGUGGCCGGCAAGCGACGGCAUCUCUCCUGCACCACCAGCUGUUGACUGCCAAAGUGGUUUACGUGUUGUAGCAGCUCGACAAUAAAAAAACGUUUCUCUCUCA
Molecule: messenger RNA, 7317 nt
Organism: Dermacentor andersoni
Lineage: Eukaryota; Metazoa; Arthropoda; Arachnida; Ixodida; Ixodidae
Gene: beta-Spec
Product: spectrin beta chain
Cellular component (GO): spectrin
Molecular function (GO): phospholipid binding; structural constituent of cytoskeleton; actin binding
Source: RefSeq, a predicted model, not a curated record